Molecule: messenger RNA, 1615 nt
Organism: Lutzomyia longipalpis
Lineage: Eukaryota; Metazoa; Arthropoda; Insecta; Diptera; Psychodidae
Product: kelch domain-containing protein 10 homolog
Exons: 2
Coding region: 444-1439 (331 amino acids)
Biological process (GO): positive regulation of stress-activated MAPK cascade
Molecular function (GO): protein binding
Source: RefSeq, a predicted model, not a curated record
UCGCUGGAAAAUUCGGCGGAAAACGCGAGAAAAUUGCGAAAAACUGAAUGUGUGAGGGAGACGACUAGUAGUGAAAUGCAUCCGUCUCAUUUUCUCUUCAACAAAAUGUACCAAAAAGGGCGCCAAAUUCAAAAAGUUGCCAAAAAAGCGUGGAAUUUGUAUAGAGGGAGGGGCUACAUGAAGGAGAGCUUAGGGUGGUGGGGGAAUUCAUAACAUUGGUGUCAAUGGCCUGGUGACAGUUAUAUCUGUACCAAAUUUCAUCGCAAUCGGACCAGCGGUGUAGAAAUGCAUAGCUGAACAGAAACGAAAUCCUAGUGCGAGAAAAUUUUGUAAUUUAAUAAAUAGAGUUCAAGGAAAACAUAGCAAUGGCAGUGGAAGCAAAGGAGUAAUGCUUUGCUCAAAAACCCUUUAAACUUGAUAAACUAUCUAUCGCAUCACCAAAUAUGCUGGUGCGAACGUCAUCCCAAAAUGAUGAUCCUAAAUUUGAGUGCCGCGACGGAUGGAGGCUCUUCUUCACCAAGGAAUUUGAGUGCAGAAAUGCAACUGAAACCCACAUCUACAAUGUAUUCACCUCUACGUGGUCGACGCUUGAUGAGCUGGACAACUUCCUUCCCAAUCGUCAUGUCUUUAAGACGAGGUACGGGAAGAGGAUUGCGUAUGAGUACGAAGAUGGGGAGGAUUUGUUGCCAGACAUUCCCAGGCCAGAGCAUCCCCUAGAAUGCUAUGGAUCUACCGUUUAUGGAGACUACUUGUAUACAUUUGGUGAUCUCAGUAUUUCCGAAGAAUUCGGUGGGGACAGAAGAUUCUUCUGUGAGAUUUUCCGGAUUCAUUUGAAAGGCAUGGGGCAUGAAUACAUCUCUAGACCGCUCCUCCACAACAGCGACCGGAGAUUCGAUUACUCAAUUGUUGUGGUUGCAGAACGAGUUUUCUUCAUUGGUGGUCAAGGAUUCGAUCAGCUAGUAGACCUCGUGGAGAUUCCUGUCUUCAAUCUCAAAACACUCUCUUGGUCAACCGUGAACACAAAACCCGACAGAUGCAGUAAAUCUGUUCAAAACUACCCAGAAGCGAGAGUAUCUCCAUCAUGUCUCGUUAUUGAUACCCCAAAUGGGCAGGAGAUUGUCAUUGCUGGAGGAAAUGGUAAGUUUGACAACUGCACCGACAUUUGGGCGUUAAAUCUUCGAACGUACGAAUGGAGGUUCAUCAAUGUGAUCGAAGAGAUAAAUCUCAUGAUAAUGCGUGUGGCGCAGAGUCAUCCACACUGCAUGUACAUUUACGGAACGACGGGGCACUUUGAGAUCUACAGAAUGUGGCUGCAGAUACCUCGACUAGAGACGAUGUGCCUAGAAGCCAUUAGUCACUACAGACUAUACAAGCUUCCAGAAACGGAUCUUAUUAGAUUUCGCGUUCCACCACGAUUUUUCGAAGAGCUCAAAAAGUAACAGAAAGAAUCUCUUAAGAUGCACAACAAACGAUAGCUAAUUCAGCCAAAACUUCCAGUGAACACAGCAGAAUUUCUACAAUAUUUUAGUGCAGAUUUCCCCUCUCUAUAUAAUAGACUUUGAGGCUUUUUUGUGAUCCUGGCGAUGAGCCAAUAAAUCAUGAUUUAUCUUAUAAA